AUGAAGAAGAUGGUAGAAGUCGGAUUUGACGCAUCAAGAAGACUUGAGGAUCAAAUGCGGUUAUUUCACUUGGCCCUGAUAUCAAGUUAUCACCAUAUUGGUGAUAUAAUCGAUCCAAUACAAGAUGGUUCUGGGACCAUCGACACUUCCAUAUAUGCCAAAGCUUUGAAACUCUGGCCAGCCUUGGGCCGUCAAAACCAGCUUCGAAUGAGUACGAGAAUCAAGACGAAGGUAGCGACGCCGAAGUGCGUACCAAUGCCUGAAAUGAAGCCGAGAAAAAUAACAGCAACCUGCGUGAGUGCCAUGUUGGAGCAAGUAAUUACUCUGCUCUUGCUCUCACAUAUACUGGGCAUUGAUCUUACGGUUACGGAAAAGGGUUUAUUUCAAAACACUAGGUUCGUCCGCAGACAUAGGUUUGCGGCACCUAUGCGGGGUAUCAUACUCCAGUCUUGGGACUUGACCACGGAGCGCAUUUCUACUGAUUGUGCCAUCCUCCCUGUCAAAUUACACUGCCCAAUUAUCAUUCAAUAUACCAUUCGUUAUUACAGCCUUCGAGAUGCGCAAACUAGGCUUGAUACCCGAACGAUUCGCCAACCAUUACGAUGCGUUCACACCCCACUCCUCAAGGAAUGGGUUGGAAAUGCAUUCCCUUCCACCCAUGCGCGAUACUACAUCAAGCGGAUUUCGAGAGCCCCAGAAUUUACCCCCCUCAUUCUAUAUGGAGUACUGGGGGGUGUCGAGUUCAAUUCAAUAACUAUCAUGACGUUCGAGGACGACGCGCAUGCGAUGCGAUUCCAGGCCAAGUAUGCAGAGCCUGAGGUCAAUGCACGAAUGAUGGAGGAUGAAAAUAAAUACAUGGCGAAGAAGACGAUUAAAUGCUUCGGACUGGGGGAUCCUCGCAUUACCAAACUUUAG
Messenger RNA from Lindgomyces ingoldianus, 915 nucleotides. RefSeq lists its product as uncharacterized. NCBI's taxonomy places the organism in Eukaryota, Fungi, Ascomycota, Dothideomycetes, Pleosporales, Lindgomycetaceae. The record is from RefSeq and is a predicted model, not a curated record. Gene Ontology annotation, molecular function: oxidoreductase activity. The transcript is spliced from 8 exons. The coding region runs from base 1 to 915 and encodes 304 amino acids.